AUGCUGUGUAGUACAGGAUGUGGCUUUUAUGGGAAUCCUAGGACAAAUGGGAUGUGUUCUGUGUGCUACAAAGAACAUCUUCAGAGGCAGCAGAAUAGUGGCAGAAUGAGUCCAAUGGGGACAGCAAGUGGUUCCAACAGUCCUACCUCAGAUUCUGCAUCUGUACAGAGAGCAGAUGCUAGUUUAAACAACUGUGAAGGUGCUGCUGGCAGCACAUCUGAAAAAUCAAGAAAUGUGCCUGUGGCUGCCCUGCCUGUAACUCAGCAAAUGACAGAAAUGAGCAUUUCAAGAGAGGACAAAAUAACUGCCCCAAAAACAGAGGUGUCAGAGCCAGUUGUGACUCAGCCCAGUCCAUCAGUUUCUCAGCCCAGUACUUCUCAAAGUGAAGAAAAAGCUCCGGAGUUGCCCAAACCAAAGAAGAACAGAUGUUUUAUGUGUAGAAAGAAAGUUGGCCUUACAGGGUUUGACUGCCGAUGUGGAAAUUUGUUUUGUGGACUUCACCGUUAUUCUGACAAGCACAACUGUCCAUAUGAUUACAAAGCAGAAGCUGCAGCAAAAAUCAGAAAAGAGAAUCCAGUUGUUGUGGCUGAAAAAAUCCAGAGAAUAUAAAUAACUACUUGUGAAGAGACUGAAACUUUUGUUUUUAUUUUAAUAUAUCGUAGGAAAACAUUAAAGAGCAGAUGCAUGGCCAUUUUC
Suncus etruscus (white-toothed pygmy shrew) is the source of this 696-nucleotide messenger RNA. Its product is annotated as AN1-type zinc finger protein 5-like. Gene Ontology annotation, molecular function: zinc ion binding; DNA binding. The transcript has a single exon. The record is from RefSeq and is a predicted model, not a curated record. Bases 1 to 609 code for a protein of 202 amino acids. NCBI's taxonomy places the organism in Eukaryota, Metazoa, Chordata, Mammalia, Eulipotyphla, Soricidae.